Messenger RNA from Vitrella brassicaformis, 3755 nucleotides. Lineage: Eukaryota; Vitrellaceae. The record is from the annotation of a GenBank genome assembly.
CUCGGGGUUUUCACUCAUCGCUGGUUUUGGCAUGUUCUGAGGAUGGUGGUUGGAAGCGAUGCUCAGCUCCCGUGAUCUGCUGAAGCUGAAGCAGUCAUCGACAUUUUUGAUGCGCAUCCGGCCCUUCAGCACCACUGCAGCAGCACCACCAGCAGCAGCUACACCAGCUCCACCAGCUACACCAUCAGCACGCCCAAGCAGGGCACCAUGCAGCUCUGCCCAUGUGCACCAGCAUCUCGACGUUGCGCGCGCCCUCAACAGCCUGGCAAGAAAGCGCGGCCACACGGCGGCUGACCGCGAGAGCUGGCGGGUGUCGCUGCUCAGAUCUCUCAGCCAAGCCCACCGUUCGUCGGCAAGGGAGACCGCCCUGGUGCUCAACGCCUGCAGAAGAUGCCCGUUGGUCGCUGAUGAGGAGGGCGGCGACUUGGUGCGCAGCGUUGCGGAGGCCUACACGCGACGGGCGCGGCAGAUUGUCCCGUCGUUCAACGCUCUGGGUCUGACGGUGGUGUGCAAGGCCUGGUCGCAGCUGCGGCCGCUGUUGACUGGGCUGGAAGGAGGUCUGGUGGACGACGACCUGCUGCUUCGGGUGAGCGAGCGGCUGCAGACCCAGCUGCAGCGCAUCACGCCCCUCACCCUAGGCAACCUCCUCAACGCGCUCGCCCGCCUGGACUUCCGCGACAAGGCGCUCCUGACGAGUCCACCGAUGCAGGAAGCCGUCAGGCGGUGCCUGCCGUCGCUCAAGGCUUUGGACUUGGUGCAGGUCAUCAACGCGUUUGCGCGUCUGGAGUGGCGUGAUGUGCCGCUGCUGCACCUGCUGGCGGACCGGUGUGUGGACCAGGUCGAGUACAUGGACUGCGGCGGGCUGAGCCUGGUGGCGAAUGGGUAUGGGCGGCUGGAGGUGAGGCAUGAACGGCUGUUUGGCCGGAUGGCGGACAGGCUGGCGUCGUGUGGGCACUCGUGUGGGCUCAGGGAUGUGGCCAUGAUACAACACGCAUUCGCUAAGUGAGUCGAGUCAGUGGGCUGGGCGAUGAAUGGAUGGAUGGAUGGAUACCAAGAUGAUUGAUCGAUUGCAUGUGUAUGUGGCGCAGGUUUGACUUCCCCUUCACGCCCAGCGUGUUCGAGGCCACCUGCAGUCUGCUGCCGGCAUGCCUCUCGUCCGCCCCGUCCGCCUCACCCCCCUCCCCCUCCGACCAGCAGCACUCCCUCACUCUCAUCCUGACGGCAGCGGCCAAGGUGGGCUUCAGGGACCUCAGCGCCAUCGCCCCACUCAUGCAGGUCCUGUUUGACGGGUCGGCAUCGGCCCCGCUGCUGCACUCUCUCACUCCGGGGCAGCUGGCCAUGCUGACAUCAGCCAUGGGGCAGCUGGCGCAAAGCGACGAGAGGCUCGUGGUCGGCCAAUUGGCUGAGGGGGAUGAUGAGCGUGUUUAUCGCGAGUGGCGUGGGUGGUGGGGUCAGCUGCUGCAGCAGCUGGAGCAGCAGCUGCAGGGCAGGGCCCUCAUAGUCACGGCUGCAGCCGGCACUGAAGAGGCCUCUGGACCACAUCGACAAACAGCGGCUACAAUCCCCCCUCAUCAGACAGGCCCAGCAGCAAUCGUCGACCUGGACGAGCUGCCCGAUGGACAGGAGGACAGUGACAGUGACGACACCCACAAGAAUGAUGAGUGGGUGGACGGGCGGGAGACGGCUGAGGGGAAGGGCGACGGGUGGGGGGAGAUGGAGCUGUCCACUGUGUGCCGGGCGCUGGCGGCCGUCAAGUGCCGUCACAUGCCUAUAUUCGAUGCCGUGGCGCAACUCAUCCAGGUCAGUCGAACAGACAGGCAAUGAGGGGGCCCGUAAGACACCUAUCACACACCGUGUGUGUGGUGUUCAGGCGCCUGAGAGUGUGCGUGGCUGGUCGGCGUGGUCCCUCCUCACUGUUCUGCGGGCCUUCGCCACCCUCAAAGUACACAUGCACACUCACACACUCACACACACACAGACAGACAGACAGACACGAGUCCGCCCUGGCGGCUGGUUGAUCGAUGCAUGUCUCUCUCUCUCUCUCUCUGUGUGUGUGUGUGUGUGUGUGCAGCAUCACCAUGACGGUUUGUUGAGGCGCCUUGACAGUGCUGUGGAUGAUGUGAGUUGGGAGCUGGACCUGUCAGCUGCGUGUGAGUGGGCCUCGCUGAGGUGGGCCCUCACCGGCCAGCAUCACGACGGCCUCCUAGCGACCGUCGAGCACCUCAUUCAGCGGCACAGACACAGAAACACAGCUCGCCAACCGGCCAGGCAGCAGCAGCCACCACCGUCAUCGGCUCCACAUGUGCCGCCCCGUGACCCUGAGAGAUGGACGGUGGCGGCAUCGCGCCCAAGUGGCCUGCAGACGCCCCUUGUCGACCUGUUGGCCUGCCUGGCCGUGCCAGGGGGGCCAAGAUGCAUCGAACAGAGCGAUGAUGCCGCGUCAGCCGCUGCGUUGCGUUGGUAUCGGGUGAUGCCGUGCACUAGUGAGGGUGUUGGGGGGUUCGACGUGAGCACCGUUGGUGUGCUGGAGAAGGGAUUGUCGGCACAUUGCAGGUGGGAUUGGUGGAGAGAGAGAAUGUUCUCUCUCUCGUCAUGCAUACAAACUUGUGUGUGUGUGUGUGUGUGUGUGGUUGAUGCAGGCGCUAUGGUGAGAUGGCUGAGCGGCUGGGUGGGGCGCUCUCCGCCGAGAUCGGUGCUGUCAUCGACGCGCAGACACUACCCACAGGUGAGCAAGCAGCCAAUCGACCUAACCUGCCCACUGUGGGUGCAUCGCCCAUCUGUGUGUGUGUAUCCCAUUGGUGGCUGUUUGCUAGGUCUGUUAGCCAAGUUGGAUGGUCUUCAGCGGCUGCUGGACUUGACAUGGCCCCAAGGUAUGUGUGUGCGUGUGCCAUGCAGGCCAUCCAUCCGUCCACCUACCUCUGCUCUCCCUUGCAGUUGCAGCAGCAGUGAGGCCGCAGAUCGAGUCGGCUCUCCAAAUCAGGACCACCAGCACCAAAGACAAGCAGCCACAGCCAACCGAGGCACCGCCCCCACAACCGCGCAUGGCCGCCCGCCUCCCCUCGUCCACCAUGAGGUCCCGCGGGCCGUUCAGCACCACAAGGCGGCGACUCGCACCACCACAGCAGACAUCCACAGCUGACAGGGGGCGGAGGCAGGACACUCCACCAUCACUAUGCCUCAAGGGCGGUCAUGCUGCGGCUGACGAUGGUGGUGGUAGUUCUGAGGUGUGUUGGUCGCUGUCGGCUGGCCAGGCGGCCCGCCAGCUCAUGAGAAGGAGGAUGGCAACUGAUCAAGGUGGUGGGAGUGACGGUGUCUGGGGUGUUGGCCAUCCUGUGAUGGUGCCGCGGCAAGUACUGGAGGCCUGGUGCGAGUGCGGUGAUGACGGUGAUGCUGCGGGAGACGGAGGACGAUACACUGAAGACGACCGGGCUCGACCGCUGGGAAAGGCGCUGGUGGAUGUGUCGAGGCGGAUUGUGAGCCAUGAAGGCCUUGGGAGCGGCAUGGUGGCCCUUGUGCUGCUGCCGACCAUGGCUGACUUCGGGGCGACUGGUGUGUUGGGCGGCGGCGGUGGCGGCGUGUCUAUGGCGACUGACUGGUGUGCAUACCGACGUGAGUUGGCAGCGGUGCUGCGGGUGAGGGAAUGGGCGCAUGGUGAUGAUAGUGGCGUUGGUGGUGCUGGUGUGCCCGUGCCAGUGUGUGUUUCGGUUAGAGACUCGACGACCGAAUGACCGACUGAAUGACUGCUGAUGGAUGGA